AUGGAUUUUGAUCUCGACCUCGACCUGGAAGAUGAAAACGACGCGGUAAAAGUAAAGGUGAAUGAUGAAGACUUCUUGUCUCUUCUAGACGACCUGGAUGCAGCUGCUUUCGUGUGCGCCACUCAAACGCCCCUGACCCUGGCCGAGCUGUGCCACCAGACCAUCAUCGACCAGUGCGCUGCCGUCUUCUCGGCCAUCAUGCGAGGCGAGCAACAGCGUGCCAGCAGGGAAGAGGAGGAAGAAGAGCAGGACGCGGGCCUGCUGCUGCCGGCGGAGCUGGCGGACGAAGUGGCGGCGACCAUGUCCGCGCGUCGGCUGUGGACCAACGAGCUGUUCGAGUUUGCGCUGAGGAGGGUGGGCAUGAGCGUGGUGGAGCUCUCGGGCCAGCCUCGGUUGACCCGCGCCGGCCCGCUGCUCAACUCCCCGCGCUACCUCUCGAACCUGCGGCGUCUCAACGUUGCGUCCGUGACCCUGGGCUCGUCGCUGCUCGAGCUGCGCGCGCGACCGCUGCUCGAGGAGGUGGUGCUCAAGAGCACGGACCUGCAUGCGGUGACGCUGGCUGACUGCCCGAACCUGCACCUCGUCGAGCUCGCCACCACCGACCUUCAGUCCUUGCGCGUUGAGAGGUGCCCCUCGGUUGAAACGUUCAGCCUCCAGACCAACCACGUCGUGGAUGCGGCCGUUGCGCAAGUCGUUGAAGGCUGCCCUAACCUCCGCGACCUGCACUACACCGCCAGGCCUAAGGAGAUCGACGGGCAAGAGGUCCCCGUCGUGUUGCGGUUGGCCGACAGGGAAGCGCAGCUCGAGCGGCUGGAGAUAUUCCACAGCGGCAUCCGGAGCAUCGAACUGACCGGCGGCUGCCCGCACCUGAGCAAGCUCACGCUCCAGCGCUGCCGCCUCCUUCGCUCGGUCCACAUCACCGAGGCCAGGUCGCUGACGCACCUCCGUCUGGACAACAUCAACAACAGGCGCGACUGGCCGGGACCGGCCGGGACCACGGACGAAGCUGCUGGCGCUGAUCAAGAAGAGGUGGAGGAGGCGUUCGUGCGCAUCGAGGACGCAUCGCAUCUGGCCGUGGUCGAAUUCAGGAACUCAAUCAAGCUCAUCCACCUCGUCCACGGCGCCGUGGAGCCACGUGCGCACGACAUCGCCCGGCUGCUGCUCGAGCGCGACGCCGCCUGUGGGCUCUCCGCACUUCGGUUGCUCCACCUGGAGCUCACGCGGGAGAUCGACGACUUCGUGCUGCUGGCCAGCGGCAACACAUCGGUCCUGCCCGCGCUCUGGCGUCUCGUCCUGAUCGGCAAGCCCAUCCGCAACGUGGCCGUCGGCGGUAUGCCCGAGCUGUCCAGCGUGGAGCUGGGCGACUGGCACGACGGGUCGCCGACGGGCGACGCCAGCCGCGACAUCAUCGACGGCCGCGUGUCGGUGGCUGGCCCCAUGGUCCGCACCGUCCAGCUGUGCUCGCUGCGCGUGCGCGACCUCCACAUCGACUGCCCGGCCACGCGCCAUCUGCUCUCUGCCGGCCCUGCAUGUGGCCGAGCACUCAGGCCUCGCCGACGAAGACGCCGAGCUACCGGCCUCGACACUACGACGGGCAGCCCAGGCGACCGGACUCAGCCAGUGGCUGAGGUAGGUAGAUUAGAGAGAUAG
This is a messenger RNA of Acanthamoeba castellanii str. Neff, 1650 nucleotides long. RefSeq lists its product as uncharacterized. The coding region runs from base 1 to 1650 and encodes 549 amino acids. The transcript is spliced from 6 exons. NCBI's taxonomy places the organism in Eukaryota, Discosea, Longamoebia, Acanthamoebidae. The record is from RefSeq and is a predicted model, not a curated record.